This is a messenger RNA of Cryphonectria parasitica EP155, 1978 nucleotides long. RefSeq lists its product as uncharacterized. NCBI's taxonomy places the organism in Eukaryota, Fungi, Ascomycota, Sordariomycetes, Diaporthales, Cryphonectriaceae. Bases 1 to 1557 code for a protein of 518 amino acids. Gene Ontology annotation, cellular component: cytosol. Gene Ontology annotation, molecular function: GTPase activator activity. The record is from RefSeq and is a predicted model, not a curated record. Gene Ontology annotation, biological process: positive regulation of TORC1 signaling; positive regulation of GTPase activity. The transcript is spliced from 3 exons.
AUGUUCCACCUCCUGUUUCAACAUUCCGACCCUAUUCAUUUGUUGGUCUUGCUUUAUUCAAACCUCUUAUGUCUGGCGCAUUACUGCGAUGUCCACGGCCCAACGCCUCUCAUGGUCACCGAGGGAUUACCAAUCCCAUGCGCCGCCUGCUACGAGGACAUACCCUAUACCAGCAAUAACAACACCAAGACAGACGUCCGCACAACCAUCGCCGAGGCCCUCCGAAGGCUCAACCUCGACAGCAAACGCAGCUCUUUGGGCUCGGCCUCCGCCGCCGUCUCCGACCAUGACGAGCCGACAGGUUACGGUGCACUCCGGCGUACGACUCAACUGGCUUCAGCAUCGUCCACUGUCGAUACACCUCCCGUCAGCCCGCGAUAUCCUCCCGAGUCCUCGGCGUCUACAGGAGGAGGGCACCACGGCCGCCGUGAAUCGAGCUACAGGAGGACAUACGACGAGACCACGACGAGGAGGGCUGGCCCCUGCGAGAACUGCGCCAUGACCUUGCCCAGGAGAAAGGAGAGCACCACGAAGUCACGAGGUGGUGAUGGCAGCGACAACGAGACAGGCCCAAUAUUGCGCACCAAGGCACCCUAUGCCCGGGUCUACGGCAGUGGCGUGACUCCAGGCGACGCUUCUCCGCCUAACUCGACCUCGACUGUCUCGGACGAUGACGGCUACUACGAGGACGAGCGCACGCCGUCGCACCACCGGGCCGGCACCAUCACCUCGACGACCUCCCGCUCGAGCGCGAGCUCCCCUUCCGGCGCUGGCGCCGUACACAGCCACAUGCACUUCCUGCACUACACCUCGUCCCACGAGCCUGUCGUGCCCUCGUCCUUCUCCAUCGUGCGCGCUUCAUGCAUCCGCACGCUCUCCUUCGAGACGUUACCCCGUGGAGCACCAACAGCGGCCGCUACGACCACAACGAUGAUGGGAUCUAGCGGCGGCGCCGGCCCUAUUACUUCCGCCAUCACCUCGCCCGUCACACCAGGCUUUAUCACGACCCACUCAUCUGGCGCCGCUGCAUCGGGGGGGCCCAUCUUCUUCGGCGAUCCUUCAGCAGGGUACACAACGGCCUACAUUUUUCGCAUCCCUGAUGUGCAUGCCCGUGGGCACAAGCGCGUCUAUGCGUUUUUAGCUCUGAGCACACACCGCGAGAGGCUCGCCAUGAAGACGUUUACUUUCAUCUCGACUGCCUUCCGCGAGCUGGCUGCGUGGAUACAGGGGCUUGCCGAGGCCGAGGCCGAGGCGGAGCGUUACAGCAGUGGCAAUGGCCCUUUCAGUCCCAUGACGGCUGCGCAGAGUAGCCAGCCGCCACAGACCCCUGCCAUGGAGACCAGCAACAGCAGCACGGCAGCCGGGAGCGGGUUUCUGUCGAGCGGUGUCGGCGGUCUGUCGCGGAGAAUGGGCGGCGGGUAUGGCUACGGGGGCUCAGGCGUCGCGCUCAAGGCGAGGGGUCUGCCUGAGCUGGUGGGGCUGCCUGACUUCUUUCUGGAGCUUCAUCAGAAGUUUGUGCAGCUUCUGCUGGAGCUUGGGGUUGUGCUUAGCUCGUGAGUGGGGUUGAGCUGGGCUGCUGGUAUCUGAGUAUAUGGACAGACUGGUAGGUGUAGAGACACGGAUGGCUUUCUACACAAAGCCUGAUGGGACCAAAUUUUCUUUGGAUCGGCAGCAGCAUUGUUUUUCUCUUCUUUUUUUCUUUGUCGGUACGUGUCUGUGUCUCAUCUUGAGCAGCAGCAGCAUCGGAGUCUCUUGGAUUUGUCUUCUUCCCAUUCUCAUGGAGGGUUAGCGCUGGGAAAAGGUUUUUAUUUUGAUUUUAUCUUGAUUUUUUUGUGUCAAAGCUCUCGACAACGGCUUAGAAGAGAGCGGUGGAUGGAUAUACCCCCCAAAUCAAAACCGGUCUAGAAGGAAUGUUUGCACAAUGCGAAAUUGCAUGGAAAUAUCAUUAUGUCGAACAAAAAUAAAAAGAAUGUAUCAU